AUGCCUGUGGUACUCGAGCCACAGAAGCUGUUGACAUGGUUUCCUCGAGAUGAGAGCCAGAGCUACACGCCCGCCGACAUCCCCAUGGCGGGCAGAAUCAUGUCCAUGAUUCUCUCGCUUGUCACCCUCUGCGUGCUCUCCAUCUGCAUAUGUCGCCGUGUGCAAGGCAUUCACCGCUGGUCAACAGUUCCGCUCGGCGCCUGGUACAUUUUGUUGAUCUAUGUCGACUCCUUUCUCUUCGUCUUCAUCACUGCCGUCUUCAAGGAUGUUGGCCUCAAUGAGACGGUGACAAUCUGCAGAGGUGCAAUUCUGCUUUGUCUGACUCUCUACCUGUCAACAAAGGUGUGCGUCUACUUGUUCCUGGUCGAGAAAGCCUACAUCGUUCGCGGAUGCAAUGAACCGAGGCAUAGAGACAAGUUAUACAUGUUCAACAUCUGCGCUGCCAUGGGCCCCUAUGCCGUCCUUGCCGUCUUGAACAUCAUCUGGAGAUUCUCGCAUAUCGAAGACGGUACCUGCAUCAUCGGCAUGCAGAAGAAGGCAAUGAUGCCGCUAAUCAUCUUCGACGCCGCCGUCAAUGUCUACCUGACCACCCUCUUCAUCGUGCCCCUCCGCCAGCUGUAUUCGUACAAGUCACAACACAAUACGACACUACACACCAUGGCCGUCCGCACUUUCUUCGGCUCCUGCGCCACCCUGACCUCUUCCAUCGCCAACCUAACCUUACUCAUGGUCCUGGACGGCGAGCCUGCUUGGAUCUGUUUCCUGAGCUGCAAUGCCGAAAUCCUCUUCUCAGUCCUCACCCUCCACUGGGUCACCUCGCGCGACAAGACGGGCCAAACCACCAACCGCAGCUACAGCCGCAGCGGCGAGCCCAGCAACGGCAACGGCUCGAGCUCCAACCAGCUCUCGUUAAACAAAAGCCGCAACAGAAACAACGCGCCCAUCGGCACCGAGACGCUCAUCUCGGAGCACUACCAGGACCGCGCCGCCGCCAACAAACCCGGCGCCAACGUCAGCGUGUGGGGCGAGGACGACGAGCUCACGACGCGCAUGCUGGACGACGCCUACCAGGGCCGCGGCGCCGGCGGCUCGCCCUGGCCCGAGGACACGCGCGCCGUCGUCAGCGCCAGCUGCGGGCGCGCCGACGAAAACGAUCUCAUUGCCAGCAGUAGCACCGGGGCGGGGGCGGACAGCAUCGCGUUGGGCCGGAUCGUGGUGACGAAGCAGAGCGAAAUCCGGGCGCUGACGCGGGAAGAGGAGCGACGGGAGCAGGAGGAAAGGGAGCGGCGGAGAAGGAAGGGCGGCGUGGCGGGCAGGAACAGCAGGCACGGCAGCAGGACCGUCACCGGCGGCGUGGUGAUGACGACGACGACGACCAUGACGACGAACGACGCCGAGAGCGACACGUCGCGGACGACGGCCGAGGGAAGUAGGAGGGAGGGCAGUACGGAUGGGAUAAUUUUGGCGCCGGGCCCGGCGCAUAUGGUUUAG
Messenger RNA from Lasiodiplodia theobromae, 1491 nucleotides. RefSeq names its product Ring finger domain protein. The record is from RefSeq and is a predicted model, not a curated record. NCBI's taxonomy places the organism in Eukaryota, Fungi, Ascomycota, Dothideomycetes, Botryosphaeriales, Botryosphaeriaceae. The coding region runs from base 1 to 1491 and encodes 496 amino acids. The transcript has 6 exons.